Talaromyces marneffei is the source of this 2232-nucleotide messenger RNA. RefSeq lists its product as uncharacterized. Gene Ontology annotation, biological process: attachment of mitotic spindle microtubules to kinetochore. Lineage: Eukaryota; Fungi; Ascomycota; Eurotiomycetes; Eurotiales; Trichocomaceae. The transcript is spliced from 2 exons. The record is from RefSeq and is a predicted model, not a curated record. Gene Ontology annotation, cellular component: Ndc80 complex. The coding region runs from base 1 to 2232 and encodes 743 amino acids.
AUGUCGCAAGAUACGGGUUUGUUCAGCAUCAAACGGCCUCGCGAGACGCUGGCCAGUGUACAGAAUUUCUCCGCCUUACCUCAACCAUCAUCUGCGCUGAAGCGCACAAGCAUGAUUGGCAGUCAUCAGAAUCCUCCAUAUACUUCUCAGCAUUCGCGUUCGACUUCGCUUUUCAAUUCGCAUGGCCGACCUCAACAACCAAAUUUCCAGCGUUCAUCUUCUGGUGCCAGCUUUGGCCCUGAGGCUGGUCUCUCAACUGUUAGACGAUCUGUUUCCAACAACCUAUUUCAGAACACGGCUGUUGGACGACUCAGCUAUGCGCCCAAUUCUUUUCCUACAAAUAGCGCUUCACAGCAAAAUCUGCAACGAAGGAGCAGCGUCUUUUCUCGUCCAUCUAUGGCCGGAGGGCCCAUGGCACACCAAUCAUUCUUCACUCAGGGACCUGUUCCCGCAGGAGCUCCAAAAGAUCCGCGGCCGCUCAGAGAUCGAUCAUUUCAAGCACGAAUUAGCCAAGAACUACUAGAGUAUUUGACACACAACAAUUUUGAGUUGGAAAUGAAACACUCCUUGGGUCAGAAUUCGCUAAAAUCUCCAACACAAAAGGAUUUCACCAACAUCUUCCAAUGGCUCUACCGCCGAAUUGAUCCGAGUUACAAGUUCCAAAAGAGCAUCGAGGCUGAGGUGCCUCCUAUUUUGAAACAACUACGAUAUCCGUACGAAAAAAAUAUAACCAAAUCUCAAAUUGCUGCAGUUGGAGGCCAGAAUUGGUCAACUUUCUUAGGAAUGCUUCAUUGGAUGAUGCAACUUGCGCAAAUGUUGGAUCACUAUUCUGUUGGCGAGUAUGAUGAUGCAUGUGCUGCAGCUGGUGUUGAUAUUUCAGGAGACCGAGUCAUCUUCCGAUUUCUUACCGGGGCCUACCAUGAUUGGUUACAGGGAGGCGAAGAUGAAGAUGACGACGUCGCUGAGAAACGAUUGGUUCCGCAUGUCGAAGCGAUGGCAGCUGAAUUUGAGCAAUCGAAUGAAAAAUAUGUUCGGGAAUUGGAGGUGUUGGAGGCAGAAAAUCGUGCGCUUCGAGACCAGUUGGAGGAUUUGGAGAAGAACGCCCCGGAUAUGGUGAAGUUGGAUAAAGAUUUCCGGAUUCUCGAAGACGACAAACGCAAAUUUGAGGAUUACAACUCGAAUGUCCAAGGCAAAAUCGACAAGUACAAAAGUCGCAUCCAGUUUCUUGAAGAAGAGGUCAAGAAAACCGAAGAGGAGCUUCAAAUAGCCGAAGAAGAGCGCGCAAAUCUGCAGGCCAGCGUUGAUAGUCAGGGGAUUACGAUUCAAGAUAUCGAUCGCAUGAACACUGAGCGCGAGCGCUUACAGCGAAGCCUUGAAGAUACUGCGGGCCGACUAGAAGAAGCACACGCACGUGUGAUGGAGAAAGAAACUGAUGCCAAUCAAAAGCUUGAAGACUUGGAGCAAGUAGUGAAAACUUACAACACGCUAGGUUACCAGAAUAGUCUGAUCCCAGAGUCUGCUGUUAAUGCCAACGGCGAAGACUACGAAAUUAGGCUGAACGUUAACGAAGCAAGCUUCUCUUCUUCGCAGAUGGGUGGCUCGCAAAAUCAAGGUUCUCCCGAAGGCUAUCGUCUUCUUGCGGAUGCAAAUAAUGGCUAUCAGCCAGUCCAUCUAGUGAAGCUUGAUCUUCGAGGAGUUGUUCGAGCCAAUCUGAUCUCUCUUCGCAAGGAAAUCAACGAGCGGAGGAAGAAGGCUGCGGAGAAAGAUAUGGCGGACCGUGACCUGCUCAACGAUAUCAAGGAGGCCAUGGACGAGAAACGAAGUGAGAUCGAGGCACUUGAGCACCGAAGACGUGCUGCGGAAGAGGAAUUCGAACGCACCAAAGAGAUUACAACCACGCAGAAGGUCCAGUCAGAUGCUCAAAUUGAGAAGAUGGAAAAGGAGCUAGCAAAGAUGCGUGCGUCACUUAUUGAAAGCGUUCAGCUCAUGGAGCAGCGAGAGAUGAACACCGAUGUAGAAUACGAACAACUAACACUCCGCGCAAAUCAACUUAGGGAGGAGCUUCAUACCGGUGUUGAAAGCAUGUUGAAUGAUAUAAUUCGAUUCAAAGUUCACGUACAGAAAGGGUUGGAGGAUUAUGAGAGCUUUGUGGUGGAAGAAGUCGAACAAGAGUUGGGUGGCGAGCUACAGUCCAUGGAGGACACAGAAAUGCCUGAAGCACAUGAGACGUGA